CUCCUCGGGAGUCUAGUCCGGUUGCGCAACAGUCAUCUGGCCCGCUUUAGUUCGAUCCUAUCACCGCCUGUUUCUCUCUCGCCGUCGUCUUCCUCCCCCCCUCCAUCAUUGAUAUCUGCAGAUCAUCUGCACGCACAUAUUGGUUUCCGUCGUGCAUAGUCCCUGCAGAGCCUUUCUCACCUUGUCACCGCAGUGUCGCUUUUCCACUGGUCGGCCGGCACUCUACACCAACCCUGGUAGCAACAUUGUCCGAAGGCAAAUCUCUUGCUUUCAUUUCAUUUCACCCUGCUCCUCUUCCACUAGGGUGUAACUAGACCCGGCACAGAAGCGAAUAGCAAUCAUGGCUACCAAUUCAUUCCGCGAUUCGGUCAACUCCUUGGGUUGGUCGCGACGAGACCCAGAUCUCUCCACCCGCACCAACUCGUCGAAUACGCCAAUCCUCUCACGGUUACAGUCUUGGAAUCCGUUUGGUCAAGGGGAGGGCUAUCUGCAACUGCCUACUCAUGAAGCUCCAGGAGCUCCCCUACCCGCCGCAAGUCGCCGAGAGGAGGAAGAUACUUUCUUUGCCUUAAGUCGAUGGGAUCGGAUGCUCAUUUUCAUCGCAUGCAACCUUGGUGCUGCCGUUUGCUUCCUUCUUUGCUUUUUCCUAUUCCCGGUGCUAUCGCUGAAACCCCGCAAAUUUGCCAUCCUGUGGUCGGUUGGUUCCUUGCUCUUUCUCCUAUCAUGGGCAGUCCUCAUGGGACCCUGGGUCUACGCGAAACAUCUGGUCUCGGGACCACGUCUGCCCUUCACGGCGGCCUAUUUCGGCUCGAUCGCCAUGACUUUGUACUUUGCUAUCGGACUUCAUUCAACCCUGUUGACGCUCAUCUCGUCGGUGUUUCAGCUGGCUGCCCUGCUCUGGUACCUUGUCAGCUACUUCCCUAUGGGUAGCACUGGACUGCAGUUUAUGGGAAGAUUCGGAGCUCAGCGUGUCACUUCGUGGAUGACCAGCUGAUACUAGUGAAGCCUCGCUACAACCGGAGACCGGACUAUCUUGGUCUACCCUGCCCCUCCCCUUGGGACGCACAUACAUUGUAUACUUUUUAAUUGAUCGCAUGGUCAUUACGAUAGACAUGGGUUCAACGGCCGGUAUACGCUUGCUUGUACAGCUCUUACCUUCUCCCUUCUUAUUAUAUACCAGACAGCGAAUACAUUAGUCA
Aspergillus welwitschiae is the source of this 1199-nucleotide messenger RNA. Its product is annotated as putative Golgi traffic protein SFT2. Gene Ontology annotation, cellular component: membrane. The transcript is spliced from 4 exons. The record is from RefSeq and is a predicted model, not a curated record. Gene Ontology annotation, biological process: vesicle-mediated transport. NCBI's taxonomy places the organism in Eukaryota, Fungi, Ascomycota, Eurotiomycetes, Eurotiales, Aspergillaceae. Bases 341 to 994 code for a protein of 217 amino acids.